GCGCCGCCGCCCCGCCCCGGCCCGCCGCCUCCGGCCCCAGCCCCGGCUCCGCCAGUGUGGGGAUCCGCCUCCCGCAAGCCGCGCUGCCGCAGCAGCUGCCCCAGCUCCGCUGAAGGUCGCCCUCGGAACGCUCCCCUAGCGCCCCGGGACCAUCCCAGCGGCUCCGCGCACCCCUCGCGCCCCGGGAUCGUUGCCGCGGCCGCCGCCGCCGCCGCCUCCCCGGAGCGCCGGCCCGCGCGCCCGGCUCGCCGCUCCCCGGCACCUUCGGGGGGCCCGCCCGCCCUGCACCCUGGAGCACCGGGCCACGAGCCUCUGCCAGCUCCUCUGGAUCCUCGCGGCCGUGGGCAGCGGCUGCCGCGCCGGUCCGCCCGAGGCAGGACCCUCACCUCUGCAUCUGCCCAGUAACUCUGGCUGUGCCGCCCGGCCCUCGGGUAAGACGGGCGCCCCAGGACCAUGGCCGAGGAAGACCUCAUCUUCCGCCUGGAAGGCGUGGAUGGCGGCCCAGCCUCCCGGGCUGGUGAUUCAGACACAGACAGCGACGAUGAUGAGGAGGGUUACUUCAUCUGCUCCAUCACCGAUGACCCCGGGGCACACCAGAAUGUCAACUUCAAGGUUAAUAACUGCCACAGCAACCUAGCAAAAAGCGAGCGCUACGGCUCCAGUGGGUCCCCGGCCGGCUCCUUCCAUUUCAAGGAAGCUUGGAAGCAUGCAAUCGAGAAAGCCAAGCACAUGCCUGACCCCUGGGCUGAGUUCCACCUGGAAGACGUUGCCACGGAAUGUGCCACGCGCCACAGGUACAACGCUGUCACCGGCGAGUGGGUGGAGGAUGAAGUCCUAAUCAAGAUGGCAUCUCAGCCCUUCGGCCGGGGAGCAAUGAGGGAGUGCUUCAGGACGAAGAAGCUCUCCAACUUCCUGCACACCCAGCAGUGGAAGGGGGCCUCCAACUACGUGGCAAAGCGCUACAUCGAGUCCGUGGACAGGGACGUAUACUUCGAGGACGUGCGUCUACAGAUGGAGGCCAAGCUCUGGGGAGAAGAGUAUAAUCGGCACAAGCCCCCCAAGCAGGUGGACAUCAUGCAGAUGUGCGUCAUAGAGCUGAAGGAGAGACCAGGCCGGCCGCUGUUCCACCUGGAACACUACAUCGAGGGCAAAUACAUCAAGUACAACUCCAACUCGGGCUUCGUCCGUGAUGACAACGUGCGUCUGACACCGCAGGCCUUCAGCCACUUCACGUUUGAGCGUUCCGGCCACCAGCUGAUUGUGGUGGACAUCCAGGGCGUGGGCGACCUCUACACCGACCCGCAGAUCCACACCGAGAGGGGCACUGACUUUGGAGAUGGAAACCUAGGUGUCCGCGGGAUGGCUCUCUUCUUUCACUCGCAUGCCUGCAACCGGAUUUGCAAGAGCAUGGGCCUCGCUCCCUUUGACCUGUCCCCAAGAGAGAGGGAUGCAGUGAAUCAGAACACCAAGCUGCUGCAGUCAGCCAAGACCAUCUUGAGGGGGACAGAGGAAAAGUGCGGGAGCCCCCGGGUGAGGACCCUCUCGGGGAGCCGGCCCCCACUGCUCCUUCGCCUCUCAGAGAACUCUGGAGAUGACAACAUGAGUGAUGUGACCUUUGACUCUCUCCCUUCCUCGCCAUCUUCAGCCACACCACACAGCCAGAAACUGGACCACCUCCAUUGGCCUGUGUUCAGCGACCUCGAUAACAUGGCACCUCGAGACCAGGACCCUCUGGACAACCACCGGGACUCUGAGAACAGUGGGGACAGCGGAUACCCCAGUGAGAAGCGGGGUGACCUGGAUGACCCAGAGCCCAAAGAACAUGGCCACUCGAACGGUAACCGGAGGUACGAGUCAGAUGAAGACAGCCUGGGCAGCUCCGGACGGGUCUGUGUGGAGAAGUGGAAUCUCUUCAACUCCUCUCGCCUCCACUUGCCGAGACCUUCGGCCGUGGCCCUGGAAGUGCAGAGGCUCAACGCUCUGGACCUCGAGAAGAAAAUCGGGAAGUCCAUUUUGGGGAAGGUCCAUCUGGCCAUGGUGCGCUACCACGAGGCUGGCCGCUUCUGCGAGAAGGAUGAGGAGUGGGACCGGGAGUCGGCGGUCUUCCACUUGGAGCACGCGGCCGACCUGGGCGAGCUGGAGGCCAUCGUGGGCCUGGGACUCAUGUACUCGCAGCUACCCCACCACAUCCUGGCGGAUGUCUCUCUGAAGGAGACAGAAGAGAACAAAACCAAAGGAUUUGAUUACUUACUGAAGGCAGCUGAAGCUGGUGACAGACAGUGCAUGAUUCUGGUGGCACGAGCCUUUGACACCGGCCAGAACCUCAGCCCUGACAGGUCCCAGAGCUGGCCAGAGGCUCUCCACUGGUACAAUACUGCCCUGGAGACAACUGACUGUGAUGAGGGUGGGGAGUAUGAUGGGAUGCAAGACGAACCCCGGUACAUGCUGCUGGCCAGGGAGGCGGAGAUGCUGUUCACGGGCGGCUGCGGGCUGGAGAAGGACCCACAGAGAUCAGGCGACUUAUACACCCAGGCAGCCGAGGCAGCGAUGGAAGCCAUGAAAGGCCGGCUGGCCAACCAGUACUACGAGAAAGCAGAGGAGGCCUGGGCCCAGAUGGAGGAAUAACUUGCUGG
Cervus elaphus (red deer) is the source of this 2633-nucleotide messenger RNA. It is a transcript of the gene EEF2K, whose product is annotated as eukaryotic elongation factor 2 kinase. Gene Ontology annotation, molecular function: elongation factor-2 kinase activity; calmodulin binding; calcium ion binding. Gene Ontology annotation, biological process: protein phosphorylation. The transcript is spliced from 18 exons. Lineage: Eukaryota; Metazoa; Chordata; Mammalia; Artiodactyla; Cervidae. Bases 454 to 2625 code for a protein of 723 amino acids. The record is from RefSeq and is a predicted model, not a curated record.